AUGAAGUCCUUAAUAGACCAACUUUACUUGCUUCCUGAUUUACAAAGUCCUGAAAGAGGAACAUGGCUUGGUAUAAACCGUUCAGGAAGAUUUGCUGUAAUUACGAAUUAUCGAGAUCCUAAUUGUGAUCCUUCUAAACAUUUUUUAUCUCGAGGAAUUAUUACAAAAGAAAUAUUAAAAUCCGACCUUACAAUUGAACAACAAUUAAAUUUAAUUAAGGAAAAUGCACAUAAAUAUGGUGGUUUCAACUUGAUAUGUUCAGAUUUAAAUUUAGAACAUCCUAAAAUAUUUUAUUUAUCUAAUAAAAAACUAGAAAUUGAUAUUCAACAAAUACCUCCUAAAGAAUUUUAUGGAUUAUCAAAUUCUUUGUUGGAAGAUCCUUGGCCCAAAGUGAAAAUAGGAGUAUCUAAAUUCAAAUCAAUAGUUAAAGGAGUUGAUUUAAGUGAGGAAGAAUUUAUUGACAGAUUAUUAAAAAUGCUCAGCAUUACUGUACCUCUUGGACCAGAACUAUUAACAGAUGAAACAAUAAAUGUACCAAUACAUGAUUCAAAAGGUUCACCUUAUGCUACUAGAACUAAUACUAUAGUUCUAGUUGACUAUAAUAAUAAUGUAGUAUUUGUAGAGAAAACUUUAGCUCAUGAAAAUUUUUCAAUUGAAAAAUGUCAUCAAUUUAAGUUUAAAUUUGGUGAAUUGAAUGAGGAUAUUGUAAUACCAAUUUAA
This is a messenger RNA of Dentiscutata erythropus, 720 nucleotides long. The record is from the annotation of a GenBank genome assembly. NCBI's taxonomy places the organism in Eukaryota, Fungi, Glomeromycota, Glomeromycetes, Diversisporales, Gigasporaceae.